GAGUGCACCUCUUUUCGUAGAGGUACCACCCGCAAAUCUUAUCGGGAGGCUCUGCAAGAGAGCAGCGCGAAGCGAUGGCUUCUGGGCCCGGGGGCGGACCGUACCGCGUAGCCGGAAGCGGGGGCGCGGAGGCGGGUCUGAGGUUUGGUCGCCGCGGAGCAGGUCGCGGGCAGCUGUCUGUCUUGCUCCUUUUGACAGCCCCCAGUGCGAACGGCUGCCACCAUGUCAUCGGUGAGCCCCAUCCAGAUCCCCAGCCGCCUCCCGCUGCUGCUCACCCACGAGGGCGUCCUGCUGCCCGGCUCCACCAUGCGCACCAGCGUGGACUCGGCCCGCAACCUGCAGCUGGUGCGGAACCGCCUGCUGAAGGGCACGUCGCUGCAGAGCACCAUCCUGGGCGUCAUCCCCAACACGCCUGACCCCGCCAGCGACGCGCAGGACCUGCCGCCGCUGCACAGGAUUGGCACAGCUGCACUGGCCGUUCAGGUUGUGGGCAGUAACUGGCCCAAGCCCCACUAUACUCUGUUAAUUACAGGCCUGUGCCGUUUCCAGAUUGUACAAGUCUUAAAAGAGAAGCCAUAUCCCAUUGCUGAAGUAGAGCAAUUGGACCGACUUGAGGAGUUUCCCAGCACCUGUAAAAUGAGGGAGGAGCUAGGAGAACUAUCGGAGCAGUUUUACAAAUAUGCGGUACAAUUGGUUGAAAUGUUGGAUAUGUCUGUCCCUGCAGUUGCUAAAUUGAGACGUCUUUUAGAUAGUCUUCCAAGGGAAGCUUUACCAGACAUCUUGACAUCAAUUAUCCGAACAAGCAACAAAGAGAAACUCCAGAUUUUAGAUGCUGUGAGCCUAGAGGAGCGGUUCAAGAUGACUAUACCACUGCUUGUCAGACAAAUUGAAGGCCUAAAAUUGCUUCAAAAAACCAGAAAACCCAAGCAAGAUGAUGAUAAGAGGGUUAUAGCAAUACGCCCUAUUAGGAGAAUUACACAUAUCUCAGGUACUUUAGAAGAUGAAGAUGAAGAUGAAGAUAAUGAUGACAUUGUCAUGCUAGAGAAAAAAAUACAAACAUCUAGUAUGCCAGAGCAGGCCCAUAAAGUCUGUGUCAAAGAGAUAAAGAGACUCAAAAAAAUGCCUCAGUCAAUGCCAGAAUAUGCUCUGACUAGAAAUUAUUUGGAACUUAUGGUAGAACUUCCUUGGAACAAAAGCACAACUGACCGCCUGGACAUUAGGGCAGCCCGGAUUCUUCUGGAUAAUGACCAUUAUGCCAUGGAAAAAUUGAAGAAAAGAGUGCUGGAAUACUUGGCUGUCAGACAGCUGAAAAAUAACCUGAAGGGCCCAAUCCUAUGCUUUGUUGGCCCUCCUGGGGUUGGUAAAACAAGUGUGGGAAGAUCAGUGGCCAAGACUCUAGGUCGAGAGUUCCAUAGGAUUGCACUUGGAGGAGUAUGUGAUCAGUCUGACAUUCGAGGACACAGGCGCACCUAUGUUGGCAGCAUGCCUGGUCGCAUCAUCAACGGCUUGAAGACUGUGGGAGUGAACAACCCAGUGUUCCUAUUAGAUGAGGUUGACAAACUGGGAAAAAGUCUACAGGGUGAUCCCGCAGCAGCUCUGCUCGAGGUGUUGGAUCCUGAACAAAACCAUAACUUCACGGAUCAUUAUCUAAAUGUGGCCUUUGACCUUUCUCAAGUUCUUUUUAUAGCUACCGCCAACACCACUGCCACCAUUCCAGCUGCCUUGUUGGACAGAAUGGAGAUCAUUCAGGUUCCAGGGUAUACACAGGAGGAGAAGAUAGAGAUUGCCCAUAGGCACUUGAUCCCCAAGCAGCUGGAACAACAUGGGCUGACUCCUCAGCAGAUUCAGAUCCCCCAGGUCACCACUCUUGACAUCAUCACCAGGUAUACCAGAGAGGCAGGGGUUCGUUCUCUGGAUAGAAAACUUGGGGCCAUUUGCCGAGCUGUGGCCGUGAAGGUGGCAGAAGGACAGCAUAAGGAAGCCAAGUUGGAUCGUUCUGAUGUGACUGAGAGAGAAGGUUGCAGAGAACACAUCUUAGAAGAUGAAAAACCUGAAUCUAUCAGUGACACUACUGACUUGGCUCUACCACCUGAAAUGCCGAUUUUGAUUGAUUUCCAUGCUCUGAAAGACAUCCUUGGGCCCCCGAUGUAUGAAAUGGAGGUAUCUCAGCGUUUGAGUCAGCCAGGAGUAGCAAUAGGUUUGGCUUGGACUCCCUUAGGUGGAGAAAUCAUGUUCGUGGAGGCGAGUCGAAUGGAUGGCGAGGGCCAGUUAACUCUGACCGGCCAGCUCGGGGACGUGAUGAAGGAGUCCGCCCACCUCGCUAUCAGCUGGCUGCGCAGCAACGCAAAGAAGUACCAGCUGACUAACGCUUUUGGAAGUUUUGAUCUUCUUGACAACACAGACAUCCAUCUGCACUUCCCAGCUGGAGCUGUCACAAAAGAUGGACCAUCUGCUGGAGUUACCAUAGUAACCUGUCUCGCCUCACUUUUUAGUGGGCGGCUGGUACGUUCAGAUGUAGCCAUGACUGGAGAAAUUACACUGAGAGGUCUUGUUCUUCCAGUGGGUGGAAUUAAAGACAAAGUGCUGGCGGCACACAGAGCGGGACUGAAGCAAGUCAUUAUUCCUAGGAGAAAUGAAAAAGACCUUGAGGGAAUCCCAGGCAAUGUACGACAGGAUUUAAGUUUUGUCACAGCAAGCUGCCUGGAUGAGGUUCUUAAUGCAGCUUUUGAUGGUGGCUUUACUGUCAAGACCAGACCUGGUCUGUUAAAUAGCAAACUGUAGGCCCAAAUCUCAACUUUUUAGAAUUUUAAGUUAUGAAGUGCUCAAAGGUACUGACACGGUUGAUUUUAUUCACACCAUUAGGGGUAUGCAAGAUGUCCCUGUUCCGUAAACAUAAUCACAACAGUAAUAAACCAAGUAGUGGCUAGUGUUUAGUAUAGAAACAUAAGAUGUUCAUUUAGUAAACUGAUAAAAAUCGAA
Molecule: messenger RNA, 2979 nt
Organism: Mandrillus leucophaeus (drill)
Lineage: Eukaryota; Metazoa; Chordata; Mammalia; Primates; Cercopithecidae
Gene: LONP2
Product: lon peptidase 2, peroxisomal
Exons: 15
Coding region: 223-2781 (852 amino acids)
Biological process (GO): protein quality control for misfolded or incompletely synthesized proteins; protein catabolic process; protein targeting to peroxisome
Cellular component (GO): peroxisomal matrix
Molecular function (GO): ATP hydrolysis activity; ATP binding; ATP-dependent peptidase activity
Source: RefSeq, a predicted model, not a curated record